AUGUGGCCCCCCCUGGGGCCCGGGAGCUGGGGGGGGGGGGGACGCUGGCGGGGGCUCCACCUGCUCCUUUGCUUCCUGCUGCUGAAGAGCCACCUGGGGGGCUGCAGAGACCUCAGUGGCCACGAUGGUCAGGGCCAAGUGGGAGUGGGGCAGCUCUGGCCCUUCCAAGGAUUUCCCACCCCAGUCUCCCAAUACUUGCAAGUUGUACUUCAGCAGAUUAUGCCCCAAGGUUUGUUCCGGAAGGGUGACAUCACCCAGGAGGUGAUGACCCAGAAGAUGGGACACAUCAGCCGACUCCAUCCCCAAGAUGUCUGUCUGAGGGAUGGGCAGACAUCCUUUCCCACCAAAACCUCUGGGAGCCCAAUGGUCCAGGUGACCAGGGUUCAGUGCUUUACCUCCAAAAUGGUUUCGAAGGCCUUGCAACAACAGGUGGCCAACCCUGUCAAGACCACCUGUGGGUAUCUGUCUGAGUUUGGGAGGCAGGUGCUGGGAGCCUCCAAGAAUGAAAUGGUCUGUAGGAUCAAGUGGCUUCUCUGA
Artibeus jamaicensis (Jamaican fruit-eating bat) is the source of this 537-nucleotide messenger RNA. RefSeq names its product regulated endocrine specific protein 18 (gene RESP18). Lineage: Eukaryota; Metazoa; Chordata; Mammalia; Chiroptera; Phyllostomidae. The record is from RefSeq and is a predicted model, not a curated record. Bases 1 to 537 code for a protein of 178 amino acids. The transcript is spliced from 6 exons. Gene Ontology annotation, cellular component: endoplasmic reticulum.